AUGGCAUCUUUUGACACCGAGUCCUCUGCAGGUCUGGAGGGUUCUACUUACGAUUUUGUCAUUGUCGGAGGAGGUACUUCUGGCCUUGUUGUCGCCAACCGGCUGACUGAGAACCCCGAUAUCCGAGUCCUUGUUCUGGAAGCUGGGACAAAUCGUCUCAAUGAUCCUCGACUUCUGAUCCCCGGCUUGGGCCCCGCAACAUUUGAAGAUGAUGACUUUGAUUGGAAUUUCCGAUCUAUUCCUCAGGAGCAACUCAAUGGCCGUAGAUUCCUAGGCACAAAAGGCCGCACCCUAGGAGGCUCAUCGGCCAUCAAUUUGGGAAUGGUUAUCUGGCCAUCCCGUGCUGGAAUGAAUGCCUGGGAAACAUUGGGCAACCCCGGCUGGGGCUGGAACGAAGUGGCUCCGUACAUUCGGAAGUUCCACACAGCCGCUCCUCCGUCAAAUGGCAACCGUGAGUUCUUCAAGGGAAUGAAAUAUGAGCAAGAAGACCAGGGCAACACAGGCCCUGUCCAAGUCUCUUUCGGAGAACAGUAUAUGCCGUUCCAUUCCGCCUGGAUGGAAACCUUUGAGGCUCUUGGGUAUCCGCAAGAUGAAGAUCCCAUUAAAGGCGCCUGCACAGGUCCCUUUGUGAGCCCUGGUAGUGUGGAUCCCACCAAUCACACAAGAAGCCAUGCUGCGGCUGCGUAUCUUGGACCGAACGUCCAGGCUCGUCCUAAUCUGAGGGUUGUGACUGGAGCUCUAGUUGAGAAGAUUGUUCUUGAGAAGAAGGAUAAUGCUGAUGCUGUUGCCACUGGUGUUCAAUUCAGCAAGGGUUCGGAUGUGUUCACCGUUUUGGUCGGCAAGGAAGUUAUUCUUGCCGCGGGAACCACACAGUCGUCUCAGAUUUUAGAGCUUUCAGGUGUUGGAGAUGAAAAGAUUCUUCGGGCUCACGGAAUUCCAACAAUUAUCAACAACCCCGGUGUUGGUGAGAACAUGCAAGAUCACGGAAUUGUCUCGUUUGGAUAUGAGGUCGCAGACGGUAUGCCUUCGGGCGACAUGGCCCGUGACCCGGCUGUUGCAGCUGCUGCCAUGGCCGCCUACCAGAAGGAUGGCUCGGGUCCUCUGGGCAUGGUGCCCUUGGUCUCUGCCUUUAUGCCCCUACUCGAUACCUCGGACGAUGACCGCAGCCGAUUAAUUAAAGAGAUCCAAAGAGAAUUGGAAAGCCCUGCUCUUCCCCUGACACACAAGAAGCAAUACGAAGCAUUGCAUACUAUGCUUCAGAAUCCGGACGAGCCUACCGCGCAAUUCAUUCUGGCACCAUUCCAGCUGCUACCCCGAGCGGGAGAGAACUCUAAGGAUCUCUUUGGUCUUAGCCACCCAGGCCUCUUCAUUAGCAUUGUUUCCCUGCUUAGUUAUCCGCUAUCCCGCGGUUCCGUUCAUAUCCAGUCUUCUGAUCCCAAGGCCGCUCCUCUGAUUGACCACGGAAUCCUCCGUCACCCGGUUGAUCUGGAGAUCCAUGCCCGGCAUAGUAUGUGGAUGGAGGUAAUUGCCGAGACUGAGCCAAUGGCAUCGCUAUUGAAGAAGGAUGGCGAGCGCCUGCACACUCCCGACCCUGUGACAGACCUGGAGAAGGCAAAGGAGCUGUGUAAAGAGCUUGUUCUUUCUAUGUAUCAUGUCAGUGGUACAUGUGCAAUGAUGCCUCGUGAAGACGGAGGUGUUGUGGAUUCGCACUUGAAGGUGUAUGGCUCGGCUAAUAUCCGUGUGGUUGAUGCCAGUAUUUUCCCCUUGGAACCGCGAGGAAAUAUUCAGGCUACCGUAUUCACUGUUGCUGAAAAGGCAGCGGACAUCAUUAAGCAAGACAUUAACUAG
Penicillium paradoxum is the source of this 1848-nucleotide messenger RNA. RefSeq names its product GMC family oxidoreductase. The record is from RefSeq and is a predicted model, not a curated record. Gene Ontology annotation, molecular function: flavin adenine dinucleotide binding; oxidoreductase activity, acting on CH-OH group of donors. The transcript has 2 exons. Lineage: Eukaryota; Fungi; Ascomycota; Eurotiomycetes; Eurotiales; Aspergillaceae. The coding region runs from base 1 to 1848 and encodes 615 amino acids.